AUGGAGCUAGCUACCUGGCAGGAGGAUGGUGAGCGCACUAUACUGACAGCCUGAGUCCUGUAGGAUCCAGACCAGUCCACUGACAGCCUGAGUCCUGUAGGAUCCAGACCAGUCCACUGAAUGGAAAUUAAUAGAAGCUAAUUAGCAACCAUCUACAUAGUUGUUCUUGUGCAGUGAAUCUCUCUCUCUCUCUCUCUCUCUCUCUCUCUCUGGUGUCUCUCUCUCUCUCUCUCUCUCUCUCUCUCUCUCUCUCUCUCUCUCUCUCUCUCUCUCUCUCUCUCUCUCUCAGCAGACAACAUGAGCCCCCCAGACCCCUCCAACAGCACGGCCGACCUAGCACCAGGCCUGCCAGUCCACAUGGACACCACCUCCACCCACUGGCAGCAAGGCAUCCUGGGUAACGACAGUCUCCACCUCCACCUCGACCGGCCGGGGUUCCACUCUGACAUCACCAAGCAUGUAGGAGUCCAGGCUGCUCUGAUCACAGCGUAUAGUCUGAUCAUCCUACUGGGCCUGGUAGGCAACGCCCUAGUCAUCUACGUGAUCAUCCACUUCCGGAACAUGAGGACAGUCACCAACUUCUUCAUAGCUAACCUAGCCCUGGCCGACCUGUUGGUGGAUACGUUGUGUUUACCGUUCACACUGGUUUAUACAUUGCUCGACGAGUGGAAGUUCGGCGCGGUGCUGUGUCACAUGGUCCCGUUCGCCCAGGCGCUGUGCGUGCACGUAUCGAUCCUGAUGCUGGCCGUCAUCGCUCUGGAGCGCUACAGGUGUAUCGUGUUCCACCUAGGCCAGCGCCUCACCUGGCGAAGCAGCCUGUUCAUCAUGGCUCUCACCUGGACGCUGUCCGCCAUGCUGGCCGGCCCGCUCGCCAUCUUCAGAGAGUACCGUCAGGAGGAGAUCCCGUCCAUCAACCUGAGCAUCUCAGUCUGCUAUGAGAAGUGGCCCCACGGCAGCAGCAGAGAUGGAGUCAUCUACAGCCUGUCUAUGUUACUGCUGCAGUACGUGCUGCCACUAUCCAUCAUCAGUUACGCCUACAUCUGCAUCUGGGUGAAGCUGAAGAACCACGUGAGUCCAUCGAGCCGCAUCAACGCCGUCCAGCGCAGGAAGAAGACCACCAAGAUGCUGGUUAUGGUGGUCGUAGUCUUCGCCACAUGCUGGCUGCCCUUCCACGUGUUUCAACUAGCCAGCGACCUAGACCUGGUGCUCAGCUUAAGACAAUACAAGCUCAUCUAUACUCUCUUCCACAUCAUAGCCAUGUGCUCCACCUUCACCAACCCGCUCCUGUACGGCUGGAUGAAUGAGAACUACAGGAAUGGGUUCCUCAUGGUGUUCAGGUGUGAGGAUAAACCAGACAGCAUUCACCCUGAGGGAUCCUUCAGGACCCGGUCCCUACGGAGGAUGUCUCUGAACGGAGGACACCCUCCUACUGCCGUCUGA
Messenger RNA from Coregonus sp. 'balchen', 1440 nucleotides. NCBI's taxonomy places the organism in Eukaryota, Metazoa, Chordata, Actinopteri, Salmoniformes, Salmonidae. The record is from the annotation of a GenBank genome assembly.